Messenger RNA from Chrysoperla carnea, 3581 nucleotides. RefSeq lists its product as uncharacterized. Lineage: Eukaryota; Metazoa; Arthropoda; Insecta; Neuroptera; Chrysopidae. Gene Ontology annotation, cellular component: intracellular cyclic nucleotide activated cation channel complex; plasma membrane. The transcript has 7 exons. Gene Ontology annotation, biological process: monoatomic cation transmembrane transport. Bases 8 to 3391 code for a protein of 1127 amino acids. Gene Ontology annotation, molecular function: cGMP binding; intracellularly cGMP-activated cation channel activity; protein-containing complex binding. The record is from RefSeq and is a predicted model, not a curated record.
CAUCUCCAUGUCCACUGCCAAGCGUUUAGUAUUGUCCUUUCGUGGACGAAAUCAAUCAUCAUAUCAAAGUGGUGGUGCAGGUGGGUGUGCUCCCACCUCUAGUAAUAGCAGACUGGUGAGUUCAUCAGGUGGUGGCGUUAUUACGCCAGAUAGUACUCACGAAUUAGAUGAAAUCGCUAUCGUUUCAAGUAAUGCUGAUCCGUGUCAUGUUAAAUAUGGUAGUGGACCAUUAUUAGUGAAUGGACCUCGUUUAGUUCCUGGUAUAAUAACAUCAUCACGUGGUACAUCACAUGGUGCUAAUAGUGUUGGACAUCAUUCACCAGAUCAAAUACGAAAUACAUGUUUUGGUGAUAGUAGCGGCCGAUUAGAUGCAAAUAGUUCAAGUAUAUUAAUAUCGUCAUCGCCACCGAUCCGACGUAGUGCAUUAAAUGAUUCAUCACAGCAUCAACAUCAUAUAAAUAAUCAUCCUGGAACACAUUCUAGACCACACCAUCACCAUCACUACCAAUAUUUCCAUAAUUCGACAAAACAUAGUUGUGAAACAAUUGCCAGAGGAAUUAAAUCUGUAUCACGUCAAAGUUUAUUAGAUUUAGUAAGUGGUAAACUUGGAAUGAGCAAAUCGACACGACAAUUAGUAUCUAGUCAAAAUUACCUACAUCACUACACAAGCCGUGAUAGUUUAAAUUAUUCGGCGGGUGCACCAACCUCAUAUGCAGAUGAUAACAUAACGACAACGUUCAACGAACCCUCCCAUUAUCUGCACCAUGGUGAUACCACAUGCACGACCACCAAUCAAAUACAACGUUUACAUGCUGUCUCGAAUGCAGCUAGUGAAUUAGAUUUAUCCCGAAAAACUCGUCGGCGUGAUUUACGCGGACGCUUAAAAUUACCUUCAGGAGCAGCAGCAGCAUUGGCUGCAGCAUCAAGUGGCGGUGAUGCACCAUUAUUAGGACCACCAUGGCGUUCUGGAUACGAUUGUAGUUCAAUGUCCGCGGGUGGAACAAAUGUACAAUCAACGAAUCAUUUAAAUUCAACGGCAUCGAGUUGUAAUGGUACGGAAAGUCGAUAUGGAUUCCGGCGUGGUGAAACAUAUCAUUCUAGAUUUCGUACGGGUGCACCAAAUUGGUCAUUUGUGUUUGAUCCGGCUGGACGAUUAUGUUACUAUUGGUCAAUGGUUGUAUCGUUAGCAUUUUUAUAUAAUUUUUGGGUGAUUAUUUAUCGAUUUGCAUUUCAAGAAAUUAAUGGUGAAACACUUGCAGUAUGGUUCUCCUUAGAUUACCUAUCAGAUUUUUUAUAUUUAGCUGAUAUUGUAUUCCAUUUUCGUACCGGAUAUUUAGAAGAUGGUGUCCUUCAAACCGAUAGUACCAAAUUACGGCAUCAUUACAUGAAUUCCACAACAUUUUACAUAGAUUGUUUAUGUUUAUUACCGUUAGACUUUUUAUACUUGUCAAUUGGUUUCAAUUCAAUUUUACGAUCAUUUCGCUUAGUGAAAAUUUACCGUUUCUGGGCGUUUAUGGAUCGUACAGAACGUCAUACAAAUUAUCCGAAUUUAUUUCGUUCGACAAGUUUAAUACAUUAUUUAUUAGUGAUAUUCCAUUGGAAUGGUUGUUUAUAUCAUAUAAUCUAUAAGAAUAAUGGUUUUGGAUCAAAAGAUUGGGUAUUCCGUGAUUCGGAGAGUGCCGAUGUUGUUAAACAGUAUUUACAAAGUUAUUAUUGGUGUACGCUAGCGUUAACAACAAUUGGUGAUUUACCGCGACCACGUAGCAAAGGCGAAUAUUUAUUUGUAAUUUUACAAUUAUUGUUUGGUUUAAUGUUAUUCGCUACGGUUUUGGGACAUGUUGCGAAUAUCGUUACUUCCGUAUCGGCAGCUCGAAAAGAAUUUCAAGCAAAGUUAGAUGGUGUAAAAACGUACAUGCGUAUGAGACGUGUUCCAAAUCAUUUACAAGUGAAAGUGAUUAAAUGGUUUGAUUAUUUAUGGUUAACACAGAAAUGUUCAGACGAGGAAAAAGCUGUAUCAUGUUUACCGGAUAAAUUGAAAGCGGAAAUUGCGAUAAAUGUACAUUUGGAUACGUUGAAACGAGUGGAAAUCUUUCAAAAUACAGAAGCAGGAUUUUUAUGUGAACUUGUUUUACGACUGCGUCCAGUAUUGUUUUCACCAGGGGAUUAUAUUUGUCGAAAAGGCGAAGUUGGAAAAGAAAUGUAUAUAGUAAAUCGUGGACGUUUACAAGUUGUGGCAGAUAAUGGUAAAACCGUUUUGGCAACGUUAAAAGCUGGCAGUUAUUUUGGUGAGAUCAGCAUAUUAAACAUGGGAACCGCAGGUAAACAUCUUGGAAAUCGUCGUACAGCAAGUGUUCGAUCUGUUGGCUACAGCGAUUUAUUUGUAUUAAGUAAAAAAGAUAUGUGGGAUGUAUUAAAAGAAUAUCCAGCCGCUCGUGUACGAUUAGAAGCGAUUGCUGUUAAACGAUUAGAGAAAUAUAAACGAGCACCAUUAGAAAAAGCUGCAAUGGGUCGCAGUCAAUCAACACCUGGUUUAAUCGAAUCUCGCGGUCGUAUACCGUUAGAAGAAAUGUGGAUCCCUCCGAUACACACCGUUCCCACGUUACCAUCUAGCGGUGGUGGUACAGCACCGCCAUCUUAUCAACAUAGUCAACAUUCAUCGAUGUUCUCACCGAUGGAAAUGUUGGAUAAUAAUAUCCUAGAUGAUGAUGUCAUCAGCUAUCAUCGGUAUAGUGGUGGUGCAGGGGGUGCAGGUGGUACUGGAGGUGGUGGUGCAACAACAACAUCGGGCGGUGUAGUUGGACCAUCAGAUAGUCCAAUCAGUGUAGCUAGUAGUGGUGCAUUUAGUUCAAUACAUCAUCAUCAUCAUCACCAUCAUCAGAGGCAUGGACGUCAAGGAAGUUGUCCUGGUGGUGUGCCUGGUACACCAGGUUCAAUUAGUAUACCACCAUCAUCCAUACGUUGUGAUAGUAUUACGGGUUUAUCGGAUGGACAAUCAUUAGGUGGGGGUGGGGAUGGCACUACACCUUUACUCUUAUUAGGUACAAGUAUCGGUGGUGCUAGUGGUUCACAUGAAGCGCUUGAAGCCGAAAUCAAACGUUUACAAGAAAAACUGCACAUAGUUGAAACGGAGAAUGCAGCAAUGAGUAUGAAACUAUCGAAUCAACAAUGGGAUCUAGAAACACGUAUCGCUGAUAUUGAAAUGCAUAUUUGUAGUGGGGGUGUUGGUGCUAGCACCCAACAUUUAAAUGGUAAUAGUAAUGAUAACAGUGGUAAUAGUAAUAAUGGUAAUGGCAAUGGUAAUAAUGAUAAUAAUGGUGGUGAUGAUCAAGCAUGUACAUCAUCCACAUCCAGUUUAGAUGAACAUGAACGUAAUAAAGAAUCUGUCAUUUAACAACACCCCCCACUACCAUACAAUGUUACAUACAAUGUUGGUAGUCAAUUUAAACAUUAUUAUACACGAGCACAAUCAACAACAACAACAACAACAACAAUUGUAUGUCAUUAUAUUAUUUAAAUUUCGAGAACAUCCCAACAAACAACACACAAACACCGGAAUCCGAAUCCAAAUACAACAUCACCGA